Magnolia sinica is the source of this 2924-nucleotide messenger RNA. RefSeq names its product serine/threonine-protein kinase D6PK-like. Gene Ontology annotation, biological process: protein phosphorylation. Gene Ontology annotation, cellular component: plasma membrane; nucleus; cytoplasm. Gene Ontology annotation, molecular function: ATP binding; protein serine/threonine kinase activity. Bases 229 to 2814 code for a protein of 861 amino acids. NCBI's taxonomy places the organism in Eukaryota, Viridiplantae, Streptophyta, Magnoliopsida, Magnoliales, Magnoliaceae. The transcript has 2 exons. The record is from RefSeq and is a predicted model, not a curated record.
GAUUUGGAUUGUGCAACUUAAAGUUAGCAUGGAAUCAGACGCUUUGAAUCUUGGAUUUUACAUGCUUGAAGAUAACCUGAAAUCACGUGUGCAGUAUGUUUCAGUUUGUGCGGUUCGCUAUCUCAGAAUGACUUGUAGAUGGGUUAGUUUGGCCUUGCGACCUUAUUCCACCUUUGCUGCUUUAUUUCACUAGAUUGAAUUUGUCAGCAGGUGCAGCCACCCCAAGUGAUGGGUUCGUAUUCCGGUGCUUCUGAAAUUGUUGAAUCAAAUGAAGGAUUCGAUUCGAUUCGUCAUCCUAAAGGAUCGAAGCCUUUAAAUUUUAAACCGAGAGUGGAUGAUAGGGCGAGCAAACAUUCCUCACCAAUGUCAGAACGUUAUUCACUAGAAGAUGACCUUAAUCAGCUCAUCAGGACUUUUGAUCUCAGAACACCCCCUAGAGGCAUGGGCUCUGUGGGCCCUUCACAACAAUUAGGAGUGAGCUCAUUGCGAAAAAGUGCCCAAAAAAGGCCUGUUAGAGUUGGUAUAUCGCAAGCAUCAGGUAUAGGGAUUUCCGAAUCUGUGACCUUGAAGCAGGCACUAAGAGGGUUAUGCAUUUCUCAGGCGUCGGAGAUGGCUGCUAUGAAGCGGUUAUCAAAGCCAGCAGGUUUGUCCAGUUCUUCUGAAGCUGGAACUAUUAAAAGGUUAUACAGGGCGGUGGUAGUUGAGGCUGGGGAAACGAGUCUCCCCCUCAAUAAAGAGAAGGGGGAUUUGGUAGAAAUAUCACUUGUGCCUGAAAAAGGCUCCUUGUAUUCAUCUGAGAAACCUAAAUCCUUGAAAGAAAACCAAGUCAAUGAAGAGAAGGAGAGUUCACUGGAGAUAUCCAUUGUGGCCGAAAAAGGCACCCUAAAUUCAUCGGAAAAGGUAGCCAAACCCUUGAAAUUGCCCAAGGUGGAAUCAGCAGAUCAAAGUGCCAUUUCUUCUCCCCCUUGUGUAGCUGCAACCACAUUGAAGGUGACAAAGACUAAAACAUCUUCCCAAGAUGUAAUUGCUCAUGCCUCAUCAGACGUUGCAUACAAAGCAUCGACUGUGGGGCCCGGGAUGAAAGGAAAGAUGAUUUCUAAAUCAUCUGUGUCUAGCUCAAAUACUGGUUCAGAAGUGAGCAAUUUGGGUGCAAGUCCGCGUGCAAUCAAACUGACCUCUAGGAGCACUAAGAAAAAAGGAAACCAGGAUUCAACUUCAGUGUCUGGCAGUUCAAAUAUGUCUUCUGACAUUGACAGGGUUGCUGUGGGCCCUGGUACUAGCAGAUUGGAUUACCAGAAGGACAGUAAUCAAAAGAAUGCAAGGCUAGAAUCCAGCAGUGAAAGUAAUAACAUUGAAGGAAGAUCAAGGAACAUGCACUCUUUUAUAAAUAAGCCUGAUUGUUGUUCAAAUAGCUGUAAUGGAGACAGUACAGUUGGUGCGAAGAUGAGUGAAAGCACAAGAACAAAAGAAAAGGGGGAGUGGUCCCAGAGCUCAAAAAGUAGCAUUGGUGACUACAGCAGCAGCACUAGCAUCAGCGACGAGAGCAAUCUGAGCAGCACUAUUUGUAAUGGAAAUAGGCCCCACAUGUCAAAAGAUUCGAGAUGGGAAGCCAUACGUCAUGUCGAGAUGCAGCAUGGAAGCUUAGGGUUGAAGCACUUCAAGCUGCUGAAGAGGCUUGGCUGUGGUGAUAUUGGGACUGUUUAUCUUGCUGAGCUAACGGGUUCAAGCUGUCUAUUUGCGUUGAAGAUCAUGGAUACUGAUUUCUUGGCAAGCAGAAAGAAAACUCUGAGGGCUCAAACAGAAAGAGAGAUACUGCAAAUGCUGGAUCAUCCUUUCCUUCCGACCUUGUUCACUCAUUUCACGACUGAUAGACUGUCAUGCUUAGUUAUGGAGUAUUGUCCAGGUGGAGAUCUGCAUGUACUCCGACAGAGACAACCAGGCAGGAGUUUCUCAGAACAAGCAGCCAGGUUUUAUGUUGCUGAGGUCCUCCUUGCUUUGGAAUACCUACACAUGCUUGGGGUUGUGUACCGAGACCUGAAACCAGAAAACAUUCUAGUUCGAGAAGAUGGUCACAUUAUGCUCUCGGACUUCGACCUGUCCCUUAGAUGUACAGUGAGCCCUACCCUUCUAAAGUCGUCUUCACGAAGUGAAGAGCCCCCAAAAAGACUAUCAGGACCUUGUGCUGAUUCUCCCUGCAUCGAUCCUCUCUGCCUCCAACCAUCAUGGGUCCAAAUGCCAUGCUUCACGCCCAGGCUUAUAUCCUCGGCCACGAAGACCCGGAGACCGAAAUCUGAUCCAGCUUCCCAGGUAAGGCCACUGCCACAGCUUGUGGCAGAACCCACUGAUGCACGGUCCAACUCAUUUGUCGGGACCCAUGAGUACUUGGCCCCUGAAAUCAUCAGAGGAGAUGGCCAUGGGAGUGCUGUUGAUUGGUGGACAUUUGGGAUCUUUCUUUACGAGCUUCUAUUUGGUAGGACACCCUUCAAAGGGUUGGUGAACGAGGAAACCUUAGCCAAUGCAGUCUCACAGAGCCUGAAAUUCCCAGAAAAUCCACCUGUCAGUUUUCAGGCUAGAGACCUCAUCAGAGGUCUGCUGAUAAAGGAGCCAGAAAACCGCUUGGGGUCCAUCAGAGGAGCGGCUGAGAUAAAGCAGCACCCAUUUUUUGAGGGUCUGAACUGGGCACUGAUUCGAUGCACCGUGCCACCAGAAAUGCCGAGCAUUGGUGAUCUCGGGAUUCCGGGUGGUACAGGCAAGGAGAGCAAGUGUCUAGAAUUUAGGACUACUGAAGAGCAUCUGGAGUUUGAACUAUUCUAGCAAAACUCAAACCACGAGGGAUCAAUAUCUGCAUGUAUCGCUGCCUUUACUUUUGUUGUAACUUGUAACUGAUAUGGUUCUUAUAAUGUAAAUGGCAGUAAGCAUCUCAA